AUGCGCUCGCUACUGACCUUCAUCCUGUUCGCGGUAACGGUCCGCGCACAGCUCGAUACGUUCGACUACUGCAUACGCAUGACACCUUCGCCCGGAAUACUACAGUGUGCCGGUCAACAAGCCCUCUCCUCGCUGCAGUUCCUCGAGGAGGCAAGCAACUUCACGCUCGCCAGUGGAGUGCUCAUGAUCAAGGACGAAUCGCUUGUCCCAUCGUCACGCAUCAUUCCAAACAUUGUCGAUCACGACCCGCUCGACUUCAGAGGAAUUCUCGAGAAUGCAGGCGCCGUGAUGGCUCAGCGGCAGCUGCUCUGGGACAUGGGCAUCAUCUACCCGGGCCUGAAGCUGAGGCUUGGGCCCACCAUCGGUGCGGCCGGUUUGCUCGAGUUUGUGCUCGAUCCGUCCGUGCAGAACGACGAGCGGUCGCUGUUCGAGGAAAAAUCUACCGCACGCAUACUGACCAAAAGCUUCGUCGUGCCGUUCCUGCUCGGGCUUAAAUUCAACCUGGCAACACUGCUACCGCUCGUUUUCGGUGGUCUUAUACUGCUCAGCAAAAAAGCGCUCAUCCUAGGCAAGAUAGCUCUCUUCCUGUCCGGACUUUUUGGCUACGGAUCGUUCCUUACUCCGUCUCUUUACGGUGGAGGCUUCGGUGGCUAUGGAGGAGGAGGCUUUUCCGGUCACGGAUCGGUAGGUGGAUUCGGGUUCGGAUCGAAACCCUUCCGUUACAACAAUCCAUUCGCCGAUAGUCCGGACUUUGAUAGUCACCACCAGCAUCAUCAUCACGUGCAUCAGGACGACUACCAUGGAGCUGGAGUUUCGCAUGACACAAGCAGUAGCUAUUACAAGAAGAAGGAUAAGUUUCUUAAUCUGGAUGAACGCGUGGAACCGCAAACGGCUUCCUCGCUGGUGGAUAAAUUCUACGAGUAUGAAAAUGAUCGGAUGCCUUCUUCGAGGAUUAUCCGUUGGCGAGGCGCGAGUCGACACCUGCUGAAUCGUGCCCGAAGUUGCUUCGACAGUGGACAAUUGGUGGAAUGUUUUCGUGGUGAAGUGUUUCGUGCGCUGGAUCGUGCUAUCGAUUCGAAUGUGACAUUUCGUGUGACUCCUUUCGUUACUGUGCGUCGAAAUCCGGACUAUCCUAGUGGUGCUCACCGUUCGUCAGACAUUGCCCGUCUUUCCGGUUGGUCGGGACUGUUCCGCAAGUUGCACGAGCUUGUCCUAUCACGACUCUUUCAACUCAGCUUGGUCGAUGUGGAUGGACGAGCGCUGCUCGACUCGACGGAGGAGGGCCGUGGCAAGAAGCACAAGCACAAGCAGGGCGGUAUGUUCUCGAUGGCACUGAUGGCACUGAUGGCGAUGAUAGCGCAGGUCAUCCUCGGCAAGGUGGCCGUCCUGGCGGCGGUCGCCCUGAUCAUGGCGAAGAUCGCGCUCGUCUUCUCGACCCUGAAUGGGCUGAAGAAGGCGAACGGAGCGGGCGGUGGCCAUGCAGCGGAACACGUCGUGUACGAGCACUCGAGCCAUGGGGGCGGUGGGGGUGGUGGAGGUGGCUGGCAGCGGAGCAUCGAGCCGAGGAAACCGUACCCGCGCUACCAGUACUACGAGGAGGACGAUCUGCCGUACUGGAAGCGACGCCCGGAGCACGAUUAUCAGGACGCAUACGAGGGCGCCUAA
Messenger RNA from Anopheles stephensi (Asian malaria mosquito), 1665 nucleotides. RefSeq lists its product as uncharacterized. Lineage: Eukaryota; Metazoa; Arthropoda; Insecta; Diptera; Culicidae. Bases 1 to 1665 code for a protein of 554 amino acids. The record is from RefSeq and is a predicted model, not a curated record. The transcript has 6 exons.